Dreissena polymorpha is the source of this 7704-nucleotide messenger RNA. RefSeq names its product G patch domain-containing protein 8-like. The record is from RefSeq and is a predicted model, not a curated record. Gene Ontology annotation, cellular component: nucleus. The coding region runs from base 162 to 4532 and encodes 1456 amino acids. The transcript has 7 exons. NCBI's taxonomy places the organism in Eukaryota, Metazoa, Mollusca, Bivalvia, Myida, Dreissenidae.
UACAGUUCGAUCUAAAUCUGAAUUUCCGGUUUUGUAUCAUCCAAUCAAAGGCAAGAAAAGAGUAUCGGAAAAUAAAAGAACUUUACUUCCCUAGAUCUCCUGAUUCGUGGACAGUUUGCUCCAAUGAAAGUUACUUAGUUUUCAGUGUGUACCAUCCUGUAAUGGAUCCAAAAGGAGACCGAAUUAGAUUGAUAAAAAGUGGACAGUUGAAACUCCCUGAUUCGAUUCUAAAGGGCACCACAAUAUCAUUAACCCCUGAGCCAACGGGACGCGGUGGGUGUUUGGAGGGCGGAGCACGGCCCAGGCCUAUCAGCAUUGAAAACACCAAUGGCAAGGGGGUUGGCGGAGGUACAAUGCCCCUAAUAAUUCACCCGACCUUGAACAGCGGUUCACCUGGGUUAAACAUGGACAUCCCCCUUCCAGUGAUCAGCAGUAUGUCCAGCAUCCCCCUCCCUGUGAGCAACAUGAACAACAUCCCCUUGCCCCCUGGGGCCAUUCCUGCAGAGAAUAUACCACUGCCAUCAAAUGCAAGCAUUCCUCUACCAGCUGAAAAGUCCCCUGUGACACUUACGAGCUCAGACAGGAAGAUUCAUGUCUCGUUGGAGCACCUGAGACCACAGGGAGACGAGCUGCUGUGUCGUUCCUGUGCCAUGAAGUUCUCCAAGCAGCUGGAGUACGACCUUCACCUGCAGUCAGAGGCUCAUCAGCAGGCAAUUAAGGCUGACCUCCUGGAAGGAAGAGGGGCGACAGCACUGCCGCUGACCCAGAGAACUGACAAGAAGUCUCCAGGACAUGAUGGAAAGUCCACCAAAGUGAAUUUUACAUUCACCAAAAAGAUCAGCGGCCGGCUUACGAACGCCCAGACAUUCAUACGAGACACACGGGCGGCACCGGUGGAGAUCAGGAUUCUGCAGCCCGAGAAUAGUGAGCAAGUGGAGAGCCGCGUUGAGGAACCAGACCCAAGUCCAGAGUCAGACACUUGCAACAAAGAUGAAGCAGAAGAGGAAAAGAGUGAAAAAGUGGGAGAGAGUGUGCAUGUGGUUGUUUCUAGACCUGCAGUCAUGAGCUCAUUUGUAAAAGUUCAGAGUAAAGAUGAUAAUGGUAAAGUUUUAGACUGGCCCAAAGAAAUGAUUAAGUAUACGCAAACUGAGCCUAAAGUAAUGUUUAGUUGUAAUCCUUUGGCGUUUGAUUUUUCUCAGUUGUUUGGUGUUAAGUCCAAAAAGUCUUCUGGUCAUGCUGAACAGGUCUGUACUCAGUCUGUUGAUUCAAAGUUUGACACUGAGCAAGCUAGUAAAGAAGAGUCUGCACUUGAACAUACAGUUGCAGAUGGAGCUGACAAACUGUCAGAAGAGAAAAAGAAGUCCCAUAGGAAAAAGAAGAAGAAGAAACAUAAGAAAAACAAAGAAAGUAAAGCUGAAGUUAAAGAAGACGGCAAAGAAGCUGGUAAAGAUGAUGGUAAAGAGGAAUGUAAUAAAAUGGAAGCAGAUGAUGCUGUCAGUUCAGGUAGUAAGAAAAAGAAGAGGAAACAUAAGAAAAAAGAGGACAAAGAUGUGGAAAAUAAAGAUGAAAAAAGUGCUGAAGGUGAUGAUAAAGAAAAGAAACGACACAAGAAAAGUAAGCGUAAGAGUAAAACAGAAGAACCAGAAGGUGAAAAGGUGGAAGGAGAAGAUGCUGACAAAAAACCCAAGAAAAGGAAGAAGAAACAUUCUAAGAAAAAGAAAAGGAAACAUAAUGAGAUUGAUGGUGAAAAGUCUGAUAAAGAAGCUCAGCAAGAAAGUAAAGAAAAAAAUGAAUCCGACUCUGACAAAGAUUCAGAUGAUGAAAAGGGCAAAGAAAACAAAAAGAAGAGGAAGAAGCGAAGGAAGCACAAGAAAAAAGGCAAUAAUGAAAAUUACAGUAGUGAGAAUGAAACCAAUGAUAUUUCUACUGAUGCAAUUGAUACUGCAACCAUCCAAGCAAAUGCAAAACGUAAAGUUCCAGGAGUUGACUCUGAUCAUGAAAAUGAUAAAAUUGUAGCAAAAUUGCAAGCUUUGAACAGGACAAAGGCUGCACAAAAGCAGGCUCCUAGUAAUACCAAUGUUCAAAAGAAGAUAAAGAAAGAGCCAAGUGAUGUAUCAGAAAAGAAAACGCCUUCUGAUCGAAAGAGAGUUAAUAGUGAGUCUAGUGUUAAUGAAGCAACACCAGUGAAAAAGACUAAAGUAACACCUAAAAAUAUUGUUAAAGACACUUUGCUGUUAACAUCUACUGCACAUGUCAGUGCUGAAGUUAAAGUGGAGAAGGAGGAAUCUUGGAGUCAUAUUGAGACACAAACAAAUGAUAAUGUGAAAUCAAAAUGGGACACUAGUGAUAGUGAUGCGGACAAUGCCCUUGAUGAUACAUUAAAAAAAGAUAAAUCUCUUAAGAAGCGAAUUCCGAAUAAAACUGUAAAAGGACCCCCAAUAAAUGAAAUUAAAAAUUCAAGAGUGCAUGUAAAGACAGAAGUUGAUUCUAAAAAAGGACAGACUACUUCAUCCCAGAGAUCCAACUUUUCUAUUGGAAGUGGCAGUAAAUUACUAGUGUUGAAAACAGUAGGAAAGGCCAUAAAAAGUCCAGCUUCUAGUCGUAGCAGAUCACAUUCACGGAGGUCCUACUCCAGAUCAGGUAGCUCAUCACGCUCAAGAAGUAGAUCAUAUAGUUCAUCUUCAUACUACAGUGACGAUUCUCGCAAGAGUCGGAGAAGAAGACAUUCUCGUUCCUACUCAAGCAGUCAUUCACGAUCUCACUCCUACCACAGACACAGCCGGUCAUACAGCUACACUGACUCUGAGUACAGUCGCUCCAGAUCAUAUUCGAGUAGUCGAUCACGGAGUAGGUCACAUAGGCGCAGGUCCAGGUCUUACAGCAGAAGCCAUUCACGUUCUUACAGCACCAGUUCGUAUAGUAGUAGAUCCAGAAGUAGAGGUAGAUCCUAUGGAAGGAAACGUAAGCAUAAGAGGAGAAACAGGCAAAGACCAAGAUCUUUGUCAGUGAGUCCCGUGGAAAAUAUUGUAGCUAAAAAGGUGAAAGAAUUGGAACAACCAAAAGAGAAAGAUACAAAGGUUGACCCGGCUGAUAUUCCACUGCCUGAUCUCUCAGGUAAGAAGGAGGAUGAAACCUCUGAGGCAAAGUUGCUUAAGUUGAAAGAGAAAAAGCGCAGGACUGAUGUGGGUGAAACUGUUGCAAAACUUGUAGAAAAUUUACCUGAAAAUAUUCCACUUCCAUUCAGUGAAGGCGAUGUCAAGACUGUUUCUUCAGACUCUCUACCACAUGGUUCACCAAAAGAAGCUCCUAAGGAAACUGACAGCGGGUUUAUAGGCCCGAAAAUGCCUGCACCACCGCCGCCACCCCCGAUGGGCAGAGGUUUUGGACCCAACCAUGGACCUCCUGGUCCUAUCAGGCCAUAUGGGCCUGGCCAGUGGGAUGAAUGGGGGUACCAUGGCUGGGACGGGCCCCCAGGACCCUGGGAUGGUCCUGGACCGGGACCAAGACCAUACCGCGGUAUGAGGCCUCCGUUUGGAGAUCCACGAAUGUACGGACCUCGGCGAGGUCCCCAUCCUUUCAUGAACCGUCCCCGUGGCCCUCCACCACCCUACGGUAUGGGACCACGAUACCCAGGUCCACAUGUCCCAUACCCCGAAUAUAUGGACUAUGACUAUGACCCGCAGUAUGCUCAAGAGAAGGCUCAUGAGGAAGCCAAGGAAGAAAGUAAGACACCACCACCACUACCCAAAGAACCACCAAAGUCUUCUACUCCCAAGCCUCCACUGCCUAAAAAGAAGGAAAAGAAAGAACCGGAACAAAACCCUGAUAUUGUUAUACCUCCAGAGCAAGCUGAACAGUACAAAUACCUCCAAAAGCAGGCCCAGAAGCAUGCUAGACGGCAACAACGAAGACAAGCCAAGAGAGAUCUGGGUGAGCCUGAUGAUGAUUCAACCUCUUCUGAGUCUGAACCUGAAGAGCAGCAAGUGGUUGCAGUGGAAGCCUUAGAGGAAGCUAACCUAGAUGAGCUUCAGGCCCAGAUGGUGAUACCGCAGAUGGUGUUAGCUCAGCCACAGCCUGCAAGCAGUCCCAGUGGAGCAUACAUCCUAGUCAGUGGAGGACAGCAGUACCUGGUCCAUAACAGGCCAAUGAUGCAGGCUGCCAUGCCGAUACAGGCCGGCCAGCCGGUGAUCGCAGCUGCCCAGGGAGGUAUGAUGGCCACGGCCCAUGCUGCAGCCUUAGGGGCCCAGCCAGCACACCUAUUACAGGGGCUGCCUGCCCACAUGUUUGCCACCCCAGCACACCUCGGUGGCGGUGCCCAGAUGAUGAUGACCUCGGCCUCACUGCAGCAGUUACAACAGAUGCAGCAGUUUCACCAGCUUCAGCAGAUCCACCAGGCCCAGCAGGUGCAGGCGCAGGCCCAGGCCAUCCAUGCACACAAUCAGGCUGUCGCCAUGGCUGCUGCCCAGCAGGGACCCAUCAUUGUGGGCAACCAGAUACUCGUACCUAGGCUGAGUGUACGCCCCGCCAUAUAGUAGGGCGCCAGGGCUUGAACAUUGGCUUUUACAUCUGCAUCCAGGCUGAGUCAGGCUUUGUCAGGCUAUAUAUUUGGGCAUCAGUUUGCACCCAGGCUGAGUGUACGCCCUGCCAUAUAGUAGGGCUUCAGCUUGCAUGUAUGGGUAGUUGGGAUGGAUUGUAUCAUAUCAGAGCAGUCUUUUGGAAUGUAUCAAACAUAAUUGUAUCGUUUCAUGAAUAUCGGAGGUUUGAAAUGCGUUUCAAAUAAGCACAUGCUUAAAAAUCCUGAACUGCUUAAUAAUUUAUCAUCAUGCUCAGAUUGUCAGCUUAUGACAUUUCUGUGGAUAAUUAUGCUCUCAAGCAUUAAUGUAUGAGCUUGUACUUUCUGAACCAAAUUUCUAUGUUUGAAAGACAUAAGUACAUGUAUCAUAACAAUGGAGAAUUCCAUUUUUAGUUACAAACUUUGUUCAAGUCAUUGCAAAUUAAAUCAGACAGUAUUAAGGCAAACAGCCUACUACAUUGAACAUUAAAUCUCUCUGUCAUAGAAGUUAUGUUUUUAUGUGUACAUAGUAUAAUCACCAUUGAUAAAGAUACUGUUUUUUAAUGAAACAGAAAUUAAAGGUGUUUUAUUUAUUUCAUGAAGAUUUUUUUACUGCAAACGGUGUAUAUAUAUAUAUGUGAGAUACCUAGUUAAUGGUUAUUACAUGUGCUCUUUUUGUUGUAAAUACCUAAAUUAUAAUGUCAACUUUUUCUCAUCAUAAAAUUUGUGCUGUCAUUAAUAUGUGGAUUAGAUAUGUAUAUAAUGAUCAGAAAAUAUUUAUCUUCAUUGAUGUUAUUUUUACUGUCAAGUUAUGCAUUCAUUAUGUGUUUGUGAUACAUUCAUUAUUUAAAAAAAAAACACUUGAAAAUGUAACAUGAUAUUAUAUGAGUAUCAUUUAUGUUCAUGUUUAAGGAUUAUUGCUCAUAUAUUAUUGACAUACAUGUGUGUACUCAUUUUGAGUUGACAUACUUGCGUACGCUCAUAAAUUGUUGCCAUACAUGUGUACACUUGUUAAGCUUUGCUCAUGACUAGCAGGUGGUUCAAUGUAGCUUCCAGAAUGUUGACAGAGAGUGUUGUAGACUGGAAGCGCAUGUGGGUAGCUUAAGGGCUGAGUGUCCAACUACUGUAUCUAAUAUCUACAGGUUAUAGAGAUACAGUAGUUUAGCACACAACCCCUGAUGUGUGAUGGAGGGAAAAUGUCAGAUGGCCAAUUUAUGUGUGCAGUGUUUUAUUAGUCCCCUACCUGUUUCACCGGAGGGGACUUAUGGUUUGAGCUCUGUGUGUCCGUCAGUCAGUCAGUCAGUCAGUCUGUCACACUUUUCUGGAUCCUGGGAUAACUUUAAAAGUUCUUAAUAUUUUUUCAUGAAACUUGAAACAUGGAUAGAUGGCAAUAAGGACAUUAUGCACGUCAUUUCAUUUAGUUCCUACGUCAAAAAUUCUGGUUGCUAUGGCAACAAAUAUUUAAAAAAAAUAUUUAUUUCUGACAAUGGUGGAGCCAGUAGGGGACUUAUAUUGCUUGACAAUAGUCUUGUUAUUUUUAUAAGCAUUUAUGGUAUUUAGAUGUUCAAACUGGAAAGUUUUAUUGUGUGUCUUCUAUAUUUGAGUCUCAUGCACUGAGAACAUUGGGCUUAAUGCAUAUGCAUUAAGUGUUGUCCUAGAUUAGCCUCGGCAGUUCGCACAGGCUAGUAAGGGAUAACAUUUUCCGCUUAAAGUGGAUAUUGCAAAACAGAGACUUUAAACAAAAAUACCAUAAAAGCUGUUAUGUUUGUUAUGUUCUGACACAAUUUUCUAACUACAAAUUGGCCAACUGCCUCUUUUCCAUCAUAUUUAUUUAAGUGUUUUCUUGUGUUUAAGCUUGUACUUGCAUGUCUGUAUAAUUUAUCUGUUGUAAGGGUGCCAUUGAAGAACUAACAAAAAAACUCGACUGAUUUUCAUUCUUUUGUACUUGACCUUGUCAAAUAACUGUAACAUACGUUGCACAAAGUUUUGUUUUUGUAUUUCAAGUUUCACAUGAGAACUUUUUUUCUACAUUCCUCUUAAUGUGUUAUAAGUCUACACUUUGCAGUGUAUUUCAAAACUUUUACUCAUUGUACAGCCUUUGAAAGUAGAUAUCUCGUUGUUUUAUAGCAUUCUUUAAAUUGAUUAUUGGUCUUCUUAACUUUGUUGAUUUUUUUGUGGAUAAUAUCUUCAAUUCAAUUUAUAUCUCUUACCAAAAUAACUUUUGUUUCUUUGUCAAUAUUUGUACAUGAUCAAAUAUUUUUUUUGGAAUUCUUUAUAUCAGGCAUAUACCAUAGCUUAUUUUCACACUGGUUUACAUGUAUACUCGUGCCAACCAGUCGUGUGUUGAACUCUUCAAUAUAAUGGUACAUUACAAUCUACUGAAGAGUUUUGAUUUACUUAAACAUUGUCAGGUAAAGAUAAGUCUUUUUAUAAUUGGGCUUGAACAUAAUUGUUAACUCUUUCAGUGCUGAAACCGAAUUUUGAAGGCCUUUGCAAACAGUUUGGAUCCAGAUGAGACGGCACAGAACAUGGCGUCUCAUCUGGAUCCAUACUUGUUUGCUAUUCUGAUAGUAUUCUUUGAAAAAAAUAUAAAAAAUGCUUAUUUAAGAAAUUCAGCAGACCACAUUUUAGCAGACGACAAAUUUCCCAGCAUGUGAAGGGUUAAUAAGAAGCUAUGUUAUUGUAUGAUCACAUGUAAAUGAUAUACAAUAUUAUUUAUAUACCUAAGUUAUUUCCAAAACUCUGGCACACAGCUUUUACUGAAAAUAUUUUUCUGUCCUAAUUGUACACAUUUUAAAAUGGUUGAAAUAAAUAAUACAUCUAUUGACAUUAUACGGCUAACAAACAUAAAUGGAUUCAAAAGAACUGUUGCGACUGUCUGUUUGUAAAAGUAUGAUUUUAUUUUCUUGGGUUUGGUUGGUUCUAUUUGAAAUACAACUGGUGUGUUGAGCAUUGAGCAUAUCAAUUGUUGUGUGAGAGUAUGUUGUAAGAUCUUAUGUUUGUUUUUAAGUUAUGCAUUUAUUGUACACAUUUCUCACUUGUUGUUUUACUUGUGUUUUUUAUGGCCAUAUGUUGAUGACAGUCAUGUUACAUUGAUACAUACAUGUUAUGAUCCUUGAUUGGACAUGUAAUUGAUUAAAUUAUGAAAUUGA